Molecule: messenger RNA, 1635 nt
Organism: Plasmodium gallinaceum
Lineage: Eukaryota; Apicomplexa; Aconoidasida; Haemosporida; Plasmodiidae
Product: DNA topoisomerase VI, b subunit, putative
Exons: 8
Coding region: 1-1635 (544 amino acids)
Source: RefSeq, a predicted model, not a curated record
AUGGAUGAUAUGAAUGAAAAAAAUAAUUCUACUUACUCUUUUUUUUAUAAAAAUUUAUCAGUAACAGGAUUUUAUGAAGAAAAUGCUUUAUUUAUGACUGUUAAGGAAUUAUUUGAUAAUUCUAUUGAUUCACUAGCUAAUAUAAAAGACGAAGAAGAAAAAAAAAAAAAAAAAAAAAUUGAAAUAUUAAUAAAUGAAUAUAAUAAAAAUUUAUCAUUUUAUGAGAUUAUAUGCAGAGAUAAUGGAGGUGGUAUUCAGAUUAAGGAUUUAGAAAGUUUUGCUGAAAUGUUUUUAACAUCAAAAGAUAAAAGUAAAACGUGCGGAAAGUUUGGUAUUGGUUUAAAAACAAUAUUAUUGUAUUCUUAUAAAACAGCUUAUGGUUUUUUACAUAUUAAAGUAAAAGUUGAGAAAAAUAAGAUCUGGGAAUUUAUGCUAGUAAUUGAUAAAAAUUUAAAUCAUACAUUUGUACAAAAUUUUAAGGAAUAUAUUGAUGAAGAAUGGGAUUGGUCAGUAGAAAUAUCAGUUAUUUUAAAAAUUAACAACAAAUUUAUUUAUGAUAAAAGAAUUUUUCUAUAUAUAAAGUUAACACUUUUAUGGAAGAGAGAUAUUAAUGUUAAAUGUUGCUGUGAUUCUGAACAGUUCAUAUAUACUUACGAAGAAAACUCUAAGGAUGAUAAUAUAUUAAACUUAAUAUUAGAUAAUGACACAACGAUAGCGUUUCAAAAAAAACACUUGAGUUCUUUUAAUUUUAAUUUAAAUAUAUAUAUAGAUGUAAGAAAAUCAGAUAAAAUUUUUGUAGAUACAUCAAAUACUAAUAUAGGUAUUAUUUUUUUAAUACGAUAUGUAAAUUCUAUGCCACUUUUUGGAAUUAAUACGGAAUGUUCUAUAACUAACUAUUUUAAAGCUUUUCUGAAGUUAUAUGGACCUCAAUUUGGAAUGGAAAUUUUUUCAAUGGAAAAUGCUAAUGAAAUAGGUUUAGAUGGAUUAAUUAAUUUAGAACAUUUUAAAGAUCUAAAAGAUAUAUGCGACAUAUUCUACUUAAAAAAGUCAGAGAAAUCUACAUGGAAUUUAAUGAUUUUAGGAAUAGAUGUUAUAGGAAGUGAUAUAUCUUUUGCCAAUUUAAAAAAAAAUAGCAUAAAAGAGGGAGAAUAUUUAUCUAAUUUAAUAAAAAAGUGCUUAUUAAAUUCAUUUAAUAAUAUAAAAACGAAAAAACCACAGGAAUUUGAAAGUCUAUCAGAUUACCAAUUAAGACAGGCAUUAGAUAUAUAUGGUACGCAAUUAGCUUCUUCUCUAAGUAAAAUAAUUUUAAAAGGAAGAGAAGAAUUUAAAAAUAAAGUAUUUUUUUUAUUGAAUGAAAAAAAAAAAAAAAAAAAAUCUAAUAUAACUGAAAAAGAAAAAACGUAUAGUUCAGGAAACUACACAAUUGAAGAAAUUGAAAAUGACUUAAAAGAUGAACUCUAUUGUCACAUUAAAGAAAAAGUUUUAAGUAAUGAAAAAGGUAGUGAAUAUAUAAACACAAAAAAUGAUUCAUCUGAAAAAUCAAAUGCAUCAGAUUAUGAAGAUGAAAAAGAUGAUGAAGAGUAUGAAGAAGAAUAUGAUGUUAAGGAUGAAUGUAAUGAUAAUGGAUUUUAUUAG